Molecule: messenger RNA, 1356 nt
Organism: Penicillium chermesinum
Lineage: Eukaryota; Fungi; Ascomycota; Eurotiomycetes; Eurotiales; Aspergillaceae
Exons: 4
Coding region: 1-1356 (451 amino acids)
Molecular function (GO): metallopeptidase activity
Source: RefSeq, a predicted model, not a curated record
AUGUUACUUUGGCAGAUAGCAGUCAUUGUCGGCUGCCUCGGAGCUACACUGCUGCCUAUCUUGCCUUCUCCUUCUACUCUCUUCCAAAGGAGGACACGUCUGAAUGCGCAGACAACAUUCUUCGGCUUCAACAACUGCUCUUUAGAGCAAGGUGCAACGAUCGUGCAAGCCCAUCGAGACGCUCUUCUUUUAGCAAACUCAGCAUUAGAAAAGGAUAGCGAGCUGCUUCCGGCUGAUUCACGCUAUCUUGAUUUCAGUUCGGCGGCUGCUAUCGACUAUUGGGGCCCGCCAGAGCAUAACGUUCAAUGGCGACAGCGAGUAUUUGACACAUAUAUCCGGGCAACACGAACCUAUCGUGGACUGGGAUGGAGUGACUGGUGGAGUAAUAGAUAUGUCCAGAUAUCCUGUGGCGGCCUAGAGGGAGCCUGCGAAAGCUCCAUUGCGUAUACAAUGAUUGAGAAUGAUCCUUAUCCAUCCAUCACUUACUGUGAGAGGUUUUUUACUGACGUCAAGUCCUACGAUGCAGCAGUCAGAAGAAUCAGGAAUUCAGAUUGGAGCUUGACCAAAAACGUUCUCAAUAUGGUCUGUCAAGCAUCGGUGGCUUUCCAUGAAUGGCUUCAUAUCGGCUACGCUUCGUCUGAAAUCUGCCAGGGCGGCUGUGAGGAUACGCCACAGCCUAUUGGUCAGGUCGCCACCAGAACAUAUGGAGCAGGCGCGGCGAAGCUACUAGCCCUCAGAAGCACCAAAUGGGUACCGUACACAGUUGAAAAUUACGUUUACUUUGCCUUGGCAAGACACAUGACCCAAAUGUUCGGAAGGUACCCCCCCUUUCCGCUUGCAUGGGACCCUGAUAAAACGCCUCAGAAGAACCAGGAGCAGGAUAGGAAACAACCUGGAUACACCCCACCUCCCGUUGAACUUGAGCUAGAAAAACCCUCAAAUUCUACUGAAACAGCUAACGUUCCCACUGCAAAAUAUCCACUCUCAGCGUAUCCGAGCCGGUAUAGACCUGUGUUGACCGCCAGACAUCCGUAUACAAGUGAGCUUCUAAGAUUUUCCGAGCCCAAGAAACGGCAUACUCCACGCAAUGUCUCUAUACCAAAUACUAACGACAUUGUUUGCAACACAAACAACACCUCUCCUUUGAUAGAGCAUUGUGUAAAUGCAUUCGCAGUGCUGUACUCGAAUCCGAAUGAGCCCGCCCGAAAAGGCAAAAAGGGUGUCUGGAGUUGGCAGGCCGCGAUAUCCGUGAACAUGCGAGUAUGGUAUUUGAAGCAUGUCAAGAUGGAGGUCAAGGCAGAGUCAGCGGUCAAGUUCCUUUCAAUCGUGCUGACUGUCCUGCAACAAUCUCCAUAG